Molecule: messenger RNA, 6097 nt
Organism: Grus americana (Whooping crane)
Lineage: Eukaryota; Metazoa; Chordata; Aves; Gruiformes; Gruidae
Gene: PCDH9
Product: protocadherin 9
Exons: 4
Coding region: 698-4309 (1203 amino acids)
Biological process (GO): homophilic cell-cell adhesion
Cellular component (GO): plasma membrane
Molecular function (GO): calcium ion binding
Source: RefSeq, a predicted model, not a curated record
UGUGAGGGAGAGAGGCUGGGAGGGAGGAGGGAGAGCGCCGUCGCUUCCUCCCGUCACUAAAGCAAUAACCUAUUAGGAUUUUUUUUUUUUAAUUAUUUUUUUGUGGGCAACUAUCACCCCAGAGAUAAAGAGGGGGAGAGAAGCACCGCCAGACCAACUCUUGUCAUUUCCAGUAAGAAGUUGCAGACUUCAUGUAGCUGUCUCUGCUCUGCUGAGAGAGGGAUGGAAAUUGUGUGCAGUGCAGAGUGGAAAAUACCCCCGGUCUAAAGAAGUGCACCGGAUUUUUGCUUGCUGUUUGUUUGGGUUGUUUCGUGCACGUUAAACACCCGAAGGAUCGCCGCUUAAUAGAAAUGAAACGUGGAGAGGAUGACUAACGACAGAACUGUGAAUUUGUUCCCUGGAGUUGCUAAUUUGCCACCCCGAAGCAACACAUAUCUCAAGGAGGAAGCGUUUGGCUGCUGCUGAUUUCUCCAAAACUGGUGUUUUACCAGAUGCAUUGUGCUGUAUCUGCUGGAACAGAUCAUUGCUUAGCUGCAGCAGAUCGUCAAAGGUAGACAACCAACUGCUGUCUCCAAAUAAGAAAUGAGAUGUAAUGCAUCCUGCAGUCCAUGCAUGCCUCCUCUUGCAAAUCGCGCAUCAUUCCUCCCUGGAAACCUUUAAGUCCUAAAAUCUGGGAAAAGAGAAUAAAAACAUUAUCAUGGACCUGAGGGAUUUUUACCUGUUGGCCGCUUUGAUUGCCUGUUUAAGGCUGGAUUCUGCUAUAGCUCAAGAACUUAUUUACACUAUUAGAGAGGAGCUGCCUGAAAACGUACCCAUAGGGAACAUACCAAAGGACCUGAACAUUUCUCACAUCAAUGCUGCCACGGGGACCAGUGCCAGCCUUGUCUACAGACUGGUGUCUAAAGCAGGGGAUGCCCCUCUGGUCAAAGUGUCCAGUACCACUGGGGAAAUCUUUACGACAUCUAACAGAAUAGACAGAGAAAAACUCUGUGCUGGAGCUUCCUAUGCAGAAGAAAAUGAAUGUUUCUUUGAACUUGAAGUGGUGAUUCUCCCCAAUGACUUUUUUAGGCUGAUCAAAAUAAAAAUCAUUGUAAAGGAUACUAAUGACAAUGCACCUAUGUUUCCAUCCCCUGUCAUCAAUAUCUCCAUCCCAGAAAACACUCUGAUCAACAGUCGCUUUCCAAUCCCAUCAGCAACAGAUCCUGACACAGGUUUCAACGGUGUGCAGCACUACGAGUUGUUAAACGGCCAGAGUGUCUUUGGACUGGAUAUUGUAGAAACUCCAGAAGGAGAGAAAUGGCCUCAGCUGAUUGUGCAGCAGAACUUGGACAGAGAGCAAAAGGACACCUACGUGAUGAAAAUCAAAGUGGAGGAUGGAGGUACCCCCCAGAAAUCCAGCACAGCCAUCCUGCAAGUCACAGUAAGUGAUGUCAAUGAUAACAGGCCAGUGUUUAAAGAGAGUCAAGUAGAGGUUCAUAUACCAGAGAACGCCCCUGUAGGCACUUCCGUAAUUCAGCUUCAUGCUACAGAUGCAGAUAUAGGAAGCAAUGCAGAAAUCAGAUAUAUUUUUGGUGCCCAAGUCGCCCCUGCAACCAAAAGAUUUUUUGCUUUAAACAACACCACAGGGCUGAUUACGGUUCAGAGGUCCUUAGAUCGAGAAGAGACUGCUAUUCACAAAGUGACAGUGCUGGCUAGCGAUGGUAGCUCUACACCGGCUCGGGCAACUGUUACCAUCAAUGUCACUGACGUAAAUGAUAACCCUCCUAACAUAGACCUCAGGUACAUAAUAAGUCCCAUCAAUGGCACAGUGUACUUAUCUGAGAAAGAUCCCAUCAAUACAAAGAUUGCCCUAAUUACGGUUUCAGAUAAGGACACUGAUGUGAACGGCAAAGUGAUCUGUUUCAUUGAGAGAGAGGUCCCCUUCCACUUGAAGGCGGUUUAUGACAACCAGUAUUUGUUAGAGACCUCUUCCUUGUUGGACUAUGAGGGCACCAAAGAAUUCAGCUUUAAAAUUGUUGCUUCUGAUUCUGGCAAGCCCAGCUUGAACCAGACUGCCCUGGUAAGAGUUAAACUGGAGGAUGAAAAUGACAACCCUCCGAUUUUCAGCCAGCCUGUAAUUGAGCUGUCAGUUUCUGAAAACAACCGGCGUGGUCUAUACUUAACAACUAUUAGUGCCACAGAUGAAGACAGUGGGAAAAAUGCAGACAUUGUUUAUCAGCUUGGCCCUAAUGCCUCCUUUUUCGAUCUGGAUCGAAAGACAGGAGUUUUGACAGCAUCCAGAGUUUUUGACAGAGAAGAGCAGGAACGUUUCAUUUUCACUGUUACAGCCCGAGACAAUGGCACCCCUCCUUUGCAGAGUCAAGCAGCUGUAAUUGUUACUGUGUUGGAUGAAAAUGACAACAGUCCCAAAUUUACUCAUAAUCACUUCCAGUUUUUCGUAUCGGAGAACUUACCAAAGUAUAGCACGGUGGGGGUGAUCACAGUGACCGAUGCAGAUGCCGGGGAAAAUAAAGCGGUGACCCUUUCCAUCCUGAAUGACAACGAAAACUUUGUGCUGGAUCCGUACUCAGGAGUUAUAAAGUCCAAUGUUUCUUUUGAUCGAGAACAGCAGAGCUCCUACACCUUUGAUGUUAAGGCAGUAGAUGGAGGGCAACCUCCUCGCUCUUCUACAGCGAAAGUAACCAUAAAUGUCAUGGAUGUUAACGAUAACAGCCCCGUUGUCAUCUACCCGCCUUCUAAUACUUCUUUUAAGCUAGUGCCACUCUCAGCAAUUCCAGGAUCGGUGGUAGCCGAAGUGUUUGCUGUGGAUAUAGACACUGGAAUGAAUGCCGAGCUUAAGUACACAAUUGUAAGCGGAAAUAACAAGGGUUUGUUUCGGAUUGAUCCAGUGACAGGUAAUAUCACUCUGGAAGAAAAACCAACUCCUAAUGAUGUGGGGCUGCAUCGCUUAGUUGUCAACAUAAGCGAUUUGGGUUACCCCAAAUCCCUGCAUACUCUCGUGCUUGUAUUUUUGUAUGUAAAUGAUACUGCUGGAAACGCGUCUUAUAUUUAUGACUUGAUACGCAGGACUAUGGAAACACCUUUGGACCGGAACAUAGGGGACAGUAGCCAACCCUACCAAAAUGAGGACUAUCUCACGAUCAUGAUCGCCAUUGUGGCAGGUGCCAUGGUUGUCAUAGUUGUGAUAUUUGUCACAGUUCUCGUUCGCUGUCGACAUGCAUCCAGAUUCAAAGCCGCCCAGAGGAGCAAGCAAGGUGCUGAGUGGAUGUCUCCCAAUCAGGAGAACAAGCAAAACAAGAAAAAGAAAAGGAAGAAAAGGAAAUCUCCGAAGAGCUCUCUUUUGAACUUUGUGACCAUUGAGGAGUCCAAACCUGAUGAUGCAGUUCAUGAACCUAUCAACGGGACAAUAAGCCUUCCAGCAGAGCUGGAGGAGCAAAGUAUAGGAAGAUUUGAUUGGGGCACAGCACCACCAACAACCUUUAAGCCUAACAGUCCUGAUCUUGCCAAGCAUUACAAAUCUGCCUCUCCACAGUCUGCUUUUCAUCUCAAACCUGACACUCCAGUUUCAGUGAAAAAGCACCAUGUGAUUCAGGAACUCCCGUUGGACAACACCUUUGUUGGUGGUUGUGACACCCUUUCCAAACGCUCUUCCACUAGUUCAGAUCACUUCAGUGCCUCAGAGUGCAGUUCCCAAGGAGGCUUCAAGACAAAGGGCCCCUUACACACCAGACAGUCCCAGCGCCGUGUUACAUUUCACCUCCCCGAUGGCUCCCAGGAAAGCUGCAGUGACAGUGGUCUGGGAGACCACGAGCCGGUGGGUGGUGGAACCCUGAUCUCACACCCUCUCCCUCUGGUUCAGCCGCAGGACGAAUUCUACGACCAGGCUUCACCUGACAAGAGGACUGAAGCUGAUGGCAACUCCGACCCCAACUCGGAUGGGCCUCUUGGGCCACGAGGAUUAGCUGAAGCUACAGAGAUGUGUACUCAAGAAUGCCUGGUUUUGGGUCACUCGGACAACUGUUGGAUGCCUCCCAGCUUGGGCCCAUACCAACAGCCAAAGUCUCCUCUCUCCACCUUUGCACCUCAGAAGGAAUGGGUUAAGAAGGACAAACUAGUUAAUGGACACACAUUGACCAGGACCUGGAAAGAAGAUAGCAACAGAAACCAGUUCAGUGACCGAAAGCAGUAUGGUUCCAGUGAGGGCCACUUCAGCACUGGCAACCACAUGACUGACAUUCCUCUGGCCAACUUGAAGUCUUAUAAGCAGGCCUCAGGAGCUGUUGAGAGUCCAAAGGAGCACCAGCUAUAAGAAAUAGUUACUUUGGACCAAUGACUUUAGCCUACUUAGACUUGCUAAUACUGUGUGUGUGUCAGAGCUUUAUGUACUGGGUAGACCUCUAGAACUAUGCUUCACCUAGCAGAGAUAUGCAUAUCUUUAUGUUAGCACCGUGGAAGGUAUGAUGUCCUGCAACAUGAAAGAGUGUUUCUACUAGUUGUGUGGUUUCGUUAAAUAGACAUGAUUAAAAUCUGCAGAGAUCUCUCCAGUUUGCAAAUAUCCUUUUUUUGUUUGUUUGUUUUUUGACCCUGGACUGCUGCUAUGAACAACAGAAGAUGCAUUUGGAGAGUGAGAGAGCGAGAAAGUUCAGUGGAUUGCAAUGAUUGAAAAGCAUAUCCAGUUAGAAAAUUGUGCUUUUGUUGUCAUUGAUCUAUGCUGGGACCUUUAUACUUGAGAUCAUAUUGCAAACAAAACAACUGAAACUGUAAACAUUAAACCUAUUGUGCUAUUAACAAUGUUAGUGGACACUUAUAAGUCGAUCAGUGUUCAAAUACUUGUAUAUAGAAACAAUUAUUACUUACAAUUUUUGUGUACUUAUAACGUUCACUUGAAAAUAUACUGUAGCAUAUUUCUGUGUUUCACAGUUGCUUUUUACUUUCUUUCAUUUGCUUCCUGUUGUUUUGCUUUUAUUUUCAGUGAUGGUGUUUCUGUGUUAGUAGUCUGUCUGACACACAAUGUUCCAAGGAACUCAAAACACUUGUGUUACAAGUGAAAAAAAGAAGUGAUGGGGUGGGAGGGAAGGUUGGUUGUAGAAAGGAAAAAAAAAAAAAAAGGUUUUUCUUUCUAUGUAGUAGCAAAUGAUGCCAGCAUUCAGGUAGAAUUUCUUCUUUCUUUUUUUUUUUUUUUUAAUAGUAAGAAAUGAAAGGACUUGUGUAAGGGCUUAAAAAUUUAGCUUGCUUUUUUUUUUUAAAAAAAAUUCCAUUAUGUUUCAUGAAACAGGGAAACUGCAAAACAAAAGAAGAUUUAAAUUUGUGGUGUUGCGUGAGAGGGAAAGCUGUUCAUUUGGAAUCCUUGAUCAAAUUAGCUGCAGUCUGUCAUUUAAUGAGUGGUAGCUGACAUUGGUCUCAGCUGGGAUAUAUGGAGGAAAUUCUACAGGAACAAAAUACAAUAAUCAUGUUUUUCCAAUUGGGCAGGUGUGUGUCUAUACCUAAGACAGUUUGUAUUGCUGAAACAGCAGCAUUUGUGUUGAUCUUCAUCGGCGUUAAUGUUGUAGUAACACAAGUGUUUUUAGACCAUAGCCACAGAAUAUUUAAUGUGUUGUGCCUUCAUGAUGUAACAGAGCAUUCUCCUGGUAGGCUAGUUGGGGGAACUAAAGGGUUAAAUCUCUAAUUAUUGCUGUUUAACUGUUUGUUAUCAUAGUUGGUCAAUGCCUGGCAGGUAUCAGUAUCAUGUCACCUCAGUCAAACCAGCAGAGUGACUCCUAAUGUUAAUAAGAUCUAAGUUGCACGCAAAGCAAAUCCAAAUCCAAACAUUUUUAGAUGGUUUUUGUUAAGGCAUGACAGAUGAUUUACACAAAUAAAUAGCAUGCAAAAAAAAAAGAAAAAAAAAGAAAAAAAAAAAGUCCUCACAGAAAAAAGCAGAAGUUACUUAUGCCACAAUGGAACAUCAGUCUUAAAGUAACAAAUUUAGCUAAUCUGAAGGUGAUUUUAUUCUUACCAAAAACACAAGCUUUUUUUUUUCUUUAUUUUUUUGUAUAUAGCAGUUCAUUUUUUUUUUUUUUACUUUUCUCUCUUUUUUUUUUUUUUCCCCUCCACAGUAUAA